AUGUCCAAACCUCGAAUUCCUAUUACUGUCGAGGAGAUCAGGGCAACAAAGAACGUUCGCAGCCUGCAAGAAAUGUGCUUAAAUUUGAAGAAAAACUAUGAUGAAGUAACUUCAAAUCUUAGGUUCAUUAAUUCUCUUUACAUUAAGGCCAAAACAGAUUUAGAACAGAAAACAUCAACGCCUGACAACAUACAAGCGAAAUAUGCUGCGAUGGAAAACUUUCAACGGAAGGCUUUAUUUAAUAACCAACAGAUCGCUGAACUGGCUGCACAAAAUCCUUCAUCUACUGCGACCGAUGAGGAGAAAAUUCAAUACUAUCAGUCUAAAAUCAAAAAUAUUCAACAAAUUAUAAAAACAGAACAGAGCGAAUUAGAAAAGAUAGCGCAAAUCCAGACUACAGAUACAUCGCCGCAUGCAAAGCUCCGCAGAAAAAAUGAAAUGGUCACUGAAAAACCUACAGAUUCUGAUUCAUCAAUUAAAUCUAUAAUGAAAAGGCUCCAGGACGAGAACAGUAAGCUGAAAAGUGAACUGGAUGUUGCUGCAAAGAGAAUCGCUCGCUUGGAACAAGAAAAUGAACAAAAUAAAGCGACUCAAAAUUCAUCAUCAGUCGAAAGGAAAUAUAACGUCAUAAAAGAUAAAGCCAGAAAGAUGAACGCCGAGUUGGAAGAGGUAAAACGCGAAAAUGAACUACUUAAAAAACAAAUAAUUGUUUUAUCAAGAAAUUCAGCUUCUGCGAAACGAGAUAGCGAUGGAACCCGUAACUCAAGAAAAUUAUCACUCACACCUACUUAUUUGGCCGCUUCUUCCUCUUCUUCUUCAGUUAAUCGUUAUACUCCAAAAACUCCAAAGAAUCCAACCAUUUUCAAGGAUAUCGAUGAAAACAGUAGCAGGACAUCAUCAUCGUCCGUCAAAAUUCCAACGACUCCCGAUAAAGAUUUGCAAAUAUUACAACAUAAGGUCACAAAGUCAAUUCGCGACUCGAGUAGCCUAGAUGAGAACUCCAGCAAAUAUGCAGAAGCGACGAAGCUUAUGAUUAACACCAAGAAAAAAGAAUUGGCCGAUGCAAUUUCAGAAAAAGAGGCCGCAGAAGAACGCAACAAGGCUGCCAAAGCUGAAUUUGAGCAGAAGAAGGCGGAAUACGACCGAGAAAUCGCAGCUGUUAAUCAAAGAAGAGAAAAAAUCAGAUUAUCUACUGAAAAGUUCGAGAAACAGAUCAAUGAGGUAUCAGAAGAGAUCAAACGGUUACGAGCGAUGAACAUUGAUGGUAAGAAAUCCUUGGAACAAGUUGAAAGAACAAUAAGAGACGGAACAGAGAAAAUUAACCGAAGAAGGAACAGUUUACUCGUCCAGGUGAACAUGCAGAAGGAGAAAUUGGCCUCUAGAGAGAAAGAACUCCAGAAAGUCCAAGAAGAAUUGAACCAUAUAGAUGAUGAACCUCAAGAAAGCAAAAUAACUCCAUCGCCGCUCUCAGUGGAUCCUCCUAAGAAGGAGCCAAAGCGAUUCCCGCCUCUUCCUCCAAGAAGUAAAUCAGAAUCUCAUAAUUAUUCUGCUCAACAACAACAAGUAGCAGAAGCACAUAAUACAGAUGACCUCAACAAAUCAACAGAUAAAGAUAAAACUGAAUUAAACGCGUCAAAUAUCGAUGAAGAUGACGAUUUUUCAGAUUUAAAGCCGAUUUCGAAGCCAACGAAGCCAACAUUCCAAAUACCAUCGAAUAACAAUACAAACAAACCUCAAACAAACGAAAAAUCCCAAAAUGAUUCGAAUACAAAACAAAAUACACCGAAAACAUCUACAGAAAAGCCGAAAUUACCACCGCCAGAUGAUGACGAUGAUGAUUUCUCUGACUUAAAGCCAAUAAAUAAGUCAAAUCAGCCAACAUUACAAAUAACACCAAAACAGAACCAACAGAAGCCAUCAUUACAUCCUCCAGACGACGAUGAUGACUUUUCAGACCUCAAACCAAUAAAUAAACCACCACAACAGACAAUUCAAAUAAAUCAGAACAAAUCUCGAGUUCUUCUACCUCCUGAUGAUGACGAUGAUGAUUUCUCUGACUUGAAACCAAUAAACAAACAAAAUCAGCCAACUCUACAAAUAUCUCCGGAGAAGGACACAGAAAAACCAAAAUUGCCACUGCAGGACGAUGACGAUGAUUUUUCAGACCUCAAACCGAAGAAUUCCCCUCAAAAAGCUACACUAAAACUAAAUAAUGACGAUGAUGACGAUGAUUUCUCGGAUUUGAAGCCUGCAAACAAACAGACACAACCAACACUACAGAUAAAACCGAAAGCCACGAUAGAAAAACCAAAUACAGAUGAAAAUAACACAUCUAAAAAUCUUCCACCGCCAGAUGACUCAGAUUUCGACAAUUUCGAUGCUCUCGAGCCAGUACAAGAGAGUUCGAACACGUCUAGGCGUGUAAGUAUGGCAGAUGAAGAGUUAGAUUUCGAUGAUGAUGAAUUUGCUGAUCUUAAACCAAUAAACGUUGUACCGCCGAUCCUUUCAUUGAAGCCAGAACCGAAAGCAGAGCCUAAAACGCUUCAGGUCAACCUAGAACAUGAAGUUCCUAAACCUCAAGCGAAACCAGGCCUUGCAAAGUACGUAGCUGAUGACGACAACAUCGAUAACAUCAUGGAAGACGAGAAUAUUGACGCUGACGAGCUCAAAAUCCAACCUACAACUCCAUCAUCCAAAUUACCCCUUUACAAGAUGUUUAUCGACUCAGAUGAGGACAAUUCGCAGCCUUCAGGCGAUGUCCCGCUGAGACCAGUCAUCGGAUCCUUCGCGGCGAGGAGAACAAUGCCUGCAGGGAUGAUGGCCAUCAAAAAACCGUUAAGGAAACUUCCCCCUCCCGAUAGUGAUGAAUUCGACAAUUUUGACAACCUGGAGCCAAUGGACAGCUCCCAGGAUAGGCUAAAGAUUGCUCGGAACUCAAGUACUCCUACUCUUUCGGAAAUUGAAAUGGAUGAUGAGUUUUCUGACUUGAAACCGAUCAAAAGCAGACCGGCUCCUUUGCAGCUUAGCCCAGGCAAUGACAAAACCGGCAAAGAACUCAUAAAACUCGGAGAAAAAGAAAAUAUCGAUGAUUUAUUCCGAAGUUACGAGGGAGACUUGGUCAUCAAAGUAUCACCAAAGAAGGCAAACUUCCAAGUUGGAACAUUGCAAAGACAGCACGGCAGCGCCAAAAAGGGAGAUGACGCAGUAUCAAUCGCAGACAUCAUAGAGAAGGUCCCUGAAGAGAUGAGAAAGGGGCCACAGACACCAAUAACAUUUGACGACCAACAUUCAUUCGAUUAUUCGAAGUUUGUCGGUGAUGUAAAGACUCAUAACGAUGAAAUGAAGCACGCGAAGUUUGGACUGCCCCAGGAUCCUCUCAGCAAUGAGGAAAUUGCUACUGAGUUCGCUGGUAUAUAA
Messenger RNA from Trichomonas vaginalis G3, 3417 nucleotides. RefSeq lists its product as uncharacterized. The record is from RefSeq and is a predicted model, not a curated record. Bases 1 to 3417 code for a protein of 1138 amino acids. NCBI's taxonomy places the organism in Eukaryota, Parabasalia, Trichomonadida, Trichomonadidae. The transcript has a single exon.